Molecule: messenger RNA, 1363 nt
Organism: Hypoxylon fragiforme
Lineage: Eukaryota; Fungi; Ascomycota; Sordariomycetes; Xylariales; Hypoxylaceae
Exons: 3
Coding region: 217-1107 (296 amino acids)
Biological process (GO): negative regulation of DNA-templated transcription
Molecular function (GO): DNA-binding transcription factor activity
Source: RefSeq, a predicted model, not a curated record
CGAUCAUUUCAACAUUUCAACCACUUCAUCAACUCAACAUCAGCAACCCCAGCCACGCCCCCCUUAUCGAAACGAAAUAGAGUCAACCAUACAUUGAUCAAAUAGGAAUAAGGAACUCACUCUAUCUGUUAAUCCUAAUCGCUAUUUAUUUUCAUAUUUUUUCCAACCAGCCACGCUCUCGUGUUCCUUUAUUCGUACUGAAGCCGUAUCGCCAGAAUGGCCGACAUUGUCAGCCUCGAGGAGGAUAUCAAACAGUACAGAGAGCAGCUCGAUGUCGUAAAUUCUGGUCUGAGGGAUGACCCCGGUAACGCAGAGCUUCUCGCUCUCAAGUCUGAGUUAGAUGAUGCGCUCGCGCUAUUGAACGAAACUCUUGCUGAACUAAAGCCUACUAAGGCAUCCCCUCCGAAACAGAAAGCACCAUCAGCCUCACCCGUUCAGGAGAAAUGGUCUCGAGAGAACCAUCCCGCCUUUAAGAAACCCACACCUACCGAAGAGAAGGAACCCGACACCGAGUUGGUAAACUACAAAGUUAAUGAUAGUGUAAUGGCGAAAUGGGUAUCGGGAGACAAGUCUUUCUACCCCGCUCGUAUUACCUCCAUCACCGGUUCCUCCACAGCGCCUAUCUACGUCGUAAAAUUCAAGAGUUACGACACCACCGAGCAGCUACGCGCCAAAGAUCUCCGUCCCAUAGCACAGAAAAGAAAAGCCGACGGUACUCCUGUCAACAACACCACCCCAUUCUCUGCACCCUCGCAGCCAUCAGCGCCUUCCACUUCAUCCAACCCUGGCGUCAUCUCUGCCGCUGCCAGCAUCAAUCCUGAGCUAGCACAGAAAAAUCGAGAAGAAGCGUUAAAAAGCGCUGGUGAUGCGAAGCCCAAGGCUAAAAAGAUCAAGGCAACAAAGGAGCUCGAGGCUGGCAAGAGCAAAUGGCAGGAAUUCAACACAAAGUCCAAGUUUGCGAAAGCGCAUAAGGCAAAAAAGGACAGCAUGUUCCGCACCCCGGACGGCGUCAACGGCAGAGUCGGUUUUACCGGUUCAGGGCAGGCUAUGCGGAAAGAUCCCACGAGAAGCCGUCAUACCUAUCAGACAAAUGAUGAUCUGGACUAAUACCAGCUGCAGGUGGUUAUGAUUACGUAGAAGGCUACGUAGAACACGUCUAGUUUAUGAGGAGUUGAGAUUGGGAAUGGAGGUUCUAUAGGCUUUGAUCCCCUUUGUCCCUGUUUAGGUUCCAUGGAUGCUAACAUAGCCCUCAAACUAGACGCUUUCUUUAGUGCUUCGGUUAUUCCACCCAAGCUUUUGAGUAUUAAUAAUACCAAUCGUUGAAUGGAGAGUCUUCUUGCUACCUAGACGUCUUUUUGGUUCA